Messenger RNA from Oncorhynchus mykiss (rainbow trout), 660 nucleotides. The record is from RefSeq and is a predicted model, not a curated record. NCBI's taxonomy places the organism in Eukaryota, Metazoa, Chordata, Actinopteri, Salmoniformes, Salmonidae.
AUGAGUCAACGGGAGAGGGGUCAGAGUCAACGAGUCAGGGAGCAGGGCAUGAGUCAACGGGAGAGGGGUCAGAGUCAACGAGUCAGGGAGCAGGGUAAGAGUCAACGGGAGAGGGGUCAGAGUCAACGAGUCAGGGAGCAGGGUAAGAGUCAACGGGAGAGGGGUCAGAGUCAACGAGUCAGGGAGCAGGGUAGGAGUCAACGGGAGAGCGGUCAGAGUCAACGAGUCAGGGAGCAGGGUAAGAGUCAACGGGAGAGCGGUCAGAGUCGACGAGUCAGGGAGCAGGGUAGGAUUCAACAGGAGAGGGGUCAGAGUCAACGAGUCAGGGAGCAGGGUAGGAGUCAACAGGAGAGGGGUCAGAGUCAACGAGUCAGGGAGCAGGGUAAGAGUCAACGGGAGAGGGGUCAGAGUCAACGAGUCAGGGAGCAGGGUAAGAGUCAACGGGAGAGGGGUCAGUGUCAACGAGUCAGGGAGCAGGGAAGGAGUCAACGGGAGAGGGGUCAGAGUCAACGAGUCAGGGAGCAGGGUAAGAGUCAACGGGAGAGGGGUCAGAGUCAACGAGUCAGGGAGCAGGGUAAGAGUCAACAGGAGAGGGGUCAGAGUCAACGAGUCAGGGAGCAGGGAAGGAGUCAACGCGAGAGCGAGUGGGGUAAAGAUUGA